GACGGCUUAGUGGAGUCACCUUGCGAGACCGAGGACCGACGCGUUAGUGGUGCUGGAGGCGUGAUAGAGCUGGAUCACAUGCUAGUCGCUACAGAAGGAACAGGAACAGGACCAGGCGGGGGUACCUUGUGUGCGACUGAGCAGCAAGGAGACAGACCGCAACCUGAAGAUGAAACGCGUGCCUUCCUACCGGAACUAGUGGAAACGGACGUGAGUUUUCCUUGCUUGAUUGCGAGAUUUUCACCGGAUGGUAAAAAGUUUUGUGUCGCGACGUCUGCUGGGGAAUGCAUUAUAUGCUUUAAAGACCAGGAUCAAUGUUAUGGCACAACAAAUUUAUAUGUACUUAGAAUUUUUAGGGAGGUAACCUUUAGAGGUAACCUACUACUCUUUGUACCGUACGUACGCCUCUAAUUUAACUGGGCGGCCUGGAAGAUGCGUUUCGUGGACGACUUUUCUGGUUCUAUCACAGCGAUCUCCUGGUGUGGAAACAUCUUUCUAGCAUUGGGAUCGACUGAUCAAAAGGUGCGCGUGUACUCAACGGUCAUCCAGGAGAACGUGCGAUCACAACGAAACAGGAAAAAUGCGGGAGGAGCUGAAAUUUAUGACAGACUGGACAACAACAAUUUUUCACAUGUUGUUGACGUACAACUUCUCAUUUGGGAUUUGGAUUUGGAGAUUUGAGAAAAAGUUUCUGGCCACCUUUCUUGCAUGUUGAUGUAGAUGCACUUCUAUUCUCCCUGCGGAUUAUAAGAGAUGAAUCCGAGUUGUGGGAUUCUUGACUUAGAAACAGGAAGUCAAAAUACUCGAAAACUGAAAGUAACCGAGUUACAACUGACUGAAAUAAGGGAGGUAGCUUUGACAGGGCUACUCUUCCUUGUUCAGUAUCUCGGUUAUUUUCAGUAGUUACUCGCUUAUUUCAGUGUUUCGAAUAGGUGUUCUCCUUCUCUCUCCCUCUCCAUCUCCACUCUUUGUCAACCUCCCAUCUCUCUGUCAACCUCCUUCUCUCUCCUCCACCGCUCUGUCAACCUCCCAUCUCUCUGUCAACCUCCUUCUCUCUCCCUCCACCGCUCUGUCAACCUCCCAUCUCUCUGUCAACCUCCUUCUCUCUCCCUCCACCGCUCUGUCAACCUCCCAUCUCUCUGUCAACCUCCUUCUCUCUCCCUCCACCGCUCUGUCAACCUCCCAUCUCUCUGUCAACCUCCUUCUCUCUCCUCCACCGCUCUGUCAACCUCCCAUCUCUCUGUCAACCUCCUUCUCUCUCCUCCACCGCUCUGUCAACCUCCCAUCUCUCUGUCAACCUCCUUCUCUCUCCUCCACCGCUCUGUCAACCUCCCAUCUCUCUGUCAACCUCCUUCUCUCUCCCUCCACCGCUCUGUCAACCUCCCAUCUCUCUGUCAACCUCCUUCUCUCUCCCUCCACCGCUCUGUCAACCUCCCAUCUCCACCUUUCAUCUGUCGGACGGCGGCGAAACUCCUUCCGCACCUGGUAUACCCACUUUUGGGCAAAACGUCCUCACCCUACAAAAGGCAGAUGCCUGGGUCACCGCGCUCGCCUUCAACCAAUCCGGGAUGCUCCUUGCCGUGAGUCAGAUGGACUCGACGAUUACGGUCUGCAACAUGGUCACCAAAGAGGAAGAAAUGAUCCGAUGGACUGGCUAUCCUUUCACAAACUUGCUCUUUCUAUUAAGGCUCAACUUUCAAUGGUCAUCAUUAAUGCUCUUUCUAGUAAGGCUCAACUUUCAAUGGUCACCAUUUAGGUUGGAGUCACUGAGGUCGAAGAGGCGACCCCUUCUUGAGAGAACCAACAGGGGAAAUAAACGAAGGGACGAAAGGGGAGAGCUUUAAAGGGGGUCGCUUCCGUUCCGAGUCAGUGGCCGCCGAGUGCUGAGCUUUAAUCCUAGACUCGAAAAUCCUAAUCGCUUGCGGUUUCGACUGUGUACCUGUCUUUUUCUACUAUGAAGACGCUCAGAUCGGCGUGGAAGAAGGACAUUGGAUAUGUGGUGGGUUUUUAGUAGCGGAAUUGGGGUUGCCGGCUGAUCCUGGAACUGCUGGGGGACGUCAAUCUCUCGGAACGGUGAAAGAGGAAGAUGGGAUGAACAAAGAUGCAGAUGUUGUUGGGCGGGGUGGUGUAGCUGGUGUACUAGCAUCCGGAGACGCAAAUGUGAACACGAACCAGUGCGACUCCAAUGCAGCGUCACGUAAACGCGGUAGUGAUUCGAAAAAUACAGGAGGUUCUUCCGAACUCCCAGCCCCAGACGAAAUACACGCUAGUACAGAAGACGCAGGCGAAAAUAAAGAUGUGGAAAUGCAAAUUGCUGGCAGAAGGCGGCGUCUGUCUGCGGAUGCUGUUUCGCCUGCUCUAGUUGUCGAUGGAUCAGGCACAGGCGUCGGGUACGUGGGGAAAAAUGAGCAGCAGGUUCAACAGGAGGUACGGGCUCAAGUACAACAGGUUCCUCCACCUCCUCCGACCACGAGGAGGAACAAUCUGAAGAACAAACUCAGCGAGCGACUACCUUGGCUCCGAAGACAAGCUGUGAGUAACAAAUCAUGGCGUAGAGAGGCACAAGACGAGAUGCAAGCAGCAGCAAAAUUGCUGAGACAUACCAGACGGAUUAUGGACGCAAGAGUUACAGAACUCCCAUGUCGGUUUGCGACUUGUAGUCUAGAUGGAAAAGUUUUGCAGUGGGAUUUGAGUAAUUUCAAUAUACAGCAGAGUGAAUGAACGACGUUGUUGAUGCCAAAAAAAAAAAUCAUGAUCCUCACAUAAAGUGGUAGGACCACUCGAGAGCACCCAGAGACGCCUCUGCUCCAAUGACUUUUGUCAUAGGAUGUCAUCCCUCUUUGCUGAGAAUUCUUGCAAAUUUUUUCUGGUCGAUACUGUGACAUGAGCAACAUGAGCAGCGAAUUUCAGCGAAGCGUCAAGCGCAUGCAUUCAC
This is a messenger RNA of Amoebophrya sp. A25, 2935 nucleotides long. Lineage: Eukaryota; Dinophyceae; Syndiniales; Amoebophryaceae. The record is from the annotation of a GenBank genome assembly.